Messenger RNA from Alternaria viburni, 513 nucleotides. RefSeq lists its product as uncharacterized. The record is from RefSeq and is a predicted model, not a curated record. Lineage: Eukaryota; Fungi; Ascomycota; Dothideomycetes; Pleosporales; Pleosporaceae. The transcript is spliced from 2 exons. Bases 1 to 513 code for a protein of 170 amino acids.
AUGGAUAUACGUGACGAGCUUGACCAGUGGGCUGAGCAGAGACGUCAAGAUCUUAUGAAGUCGGUGUUUGGUGGAGGAGAGGAAGAGGACGACUUCGACUACGAGAUCAAGGAUGAGGAUGGUGAUGAAGACGAGGACAUGGAGGACGACAGUGAAGAAAUCGACGUGAAGAUUGAGGGCUUCGAGCAGGGCGACCGCACCGAGGACAUAGAAGAAGAUCCCCGCAACACUCAGCCGCCGACCACACAUCGUUCUCCAAUCCGCGACCCUAGAACUUCUACAGCAGCAGGUAGACCCCCCACAUUCCCCUCAUGGUUCUUAGGAUUCGAAGCUCUGUAUCACGAAGCAACCCGUUCGCAGUUUGCGGAAGGGGUGAGCGCAAGCUUUGGUGGUGCUCCAAGUGUCGAUCCCUACACCGGGUCGUUGAGUGAGAGCAGUGCAAGAUUGCUGUGCCACAGUUGCAUUGACUGGGGUGAUGAGGGCGGCACGGACAAGGAGCGCAUGCAAACAUGA